Molecule: messenger RNA, 2064 nt
Organism: Aspergillus brunneoviolaceus CBS 621.78
Lineage: Eukaryota; Fungi; Ascomycota; Eurotiomycetes; Eurotiales; Aspergillaceae
Product: heme-dependent catalase
Exons: 1
Coding region: 488-2038 (516 amino acids)
Biological process (GO): hydrogen peroxide catabolic process; response to oxidative stress
Cellular component (GO): cytosol
Molecular function (GO): catalase activity; heme binding
Source: RefSeq, a predicted model, not a curated record
AUCAUGCGCUUCGACCAUGAGCGUAUCCCCGAACGUGUGGUUCAUGCCCGAGGCGCUGGCGCCUUUGGCACCUUCACGCUGCACAAGGCCAUCCCCGAGCUCACUACGGCUGGGGUAUUGACGGACACAUCCCGCGAGACGCCGGUGUUCGUGCGGUUCUCGACCGUGCAGGGUAGUAAGGGGAGUGCGGACACCGUUCGGGAUGUGCGCGGGUUCGCCGUGAAGAUGUAUACCGCCGAGGGGAACUGGGAUAUCGUCGGCAACAACAUGCCCGUCUUCUUCAUCCAGGACGCGAUCAAGUUUCCCGAUGUUAUCCACGCCGUCAAGCCUGAGCCGCACAAUGAGAUUCCCCAGGGACAGUCGGCUCAUAACAACUUCUGGGACUUCCAGUAUCUCCAUCCGGAGACCACGCAUAUGCAGCAAUGGGUAAGUGGCAUUUGGUUGUAUUUGUGUAACUGUGAACCAGUACUUAUAAUGGGUUUAGGUCAUGUCCGAUCGUGCGAUUCCCCGGUCGUACCGGAUGAUGCAGGGCUUCGGUGUCAACACUUUCUGUCUCGUCAAUGCACAAGGACAGCGCCACUAUGUCAAGUUUCACUUCACACCCGAGCUCGGUGUUCACUCCCUGGUGUGGGAUGAAGCCCUGAAGAUUGCUGGCCAGGAUCCUGAUUUCCAUCGCAAGGAUCUCAUGGAUGCCAUCGACGCCGGUCAAUACCCGAGAUGGAAGUUCGGUAUUCAGGUUAUCCCCGAAGAGAAGAUGGACGACUUUGAGUUCGACAUUGAAGAUGCUACGAAGAUCUGGCCCGAGGAGCUGGUGCCAAUUCAGUAUAUCGGACAAUUGGAGCUGAACCGUAACAUUGACGAAUACUUCACGCAAACCGAGCAGGUGGCCUUCUGCACCAGCCACAUUGUGCCCGGUAUCGACUUCUCCAAUGACCCCCUGCUUCAGGGCAGAAACUUCUCUUACUUUGAUACCCAGCUCUCUCGCUUGGGCCCUAACUGGGAGGAGUUGCCGAUCAACCGCCCUGUGUGCCCGUACAUGAACCUCGUCAACCGGGACGGCGCCAUGAAACACCGCAUCACCAAAGGCAAGGUGAACUACUGGCCCAACAGGUACAGCACCAAUCCUCCUACCGCGCCGGACCAAGGUGGAUUCGCUACCUAUCCGGAGAAGCAGCAGGGCGUCAAGACACGUGGACUAUCGGACAAGUUCAAGGAACACUUCAACCAAGCCCAGCUCUUCUACAACUCACUUUCGCCCAUUGAGAAGCAGCACGUUGCCAAGGCGUUUUCGUUCGAGCUGGAUCACUGCGACGAGGAGAUUGUGUACAAGCGCUUGUCUGAACGUUUGGCCGUGGUUGACCUUGAGCUGGCCAAGACCGUGGCGAAGAAUGUCGGAGGCGACACACCCACCGAGGCCGGUAAGCCGAACGAGGGUAAGACAUCCAAGGGACUCAGUCAGCUCGAGUAUCUCUCCGAUGACGCGCAGAUUGCGACUCGUCGGAUUGCCAUCCUAAUCGCGGACGGAUUCGACUACGACUCAUAUAUGAAGAUGAAGGAGGCUCUGCAGAAGCAGAAAGCGUUUGUCUUCACCAUCGGCACCCAGCGCCAGGGGGUAACGGCGGAGUCGGGCGAGAAGGUAGUUCCAGAUCACCAUUUCCCCGGUAUGCGGUCAACUCUGUUCGAUGCAGUGUUCGUCCCCGGAGGCAAGCACAUUGCUGCCUUGACCAAGAACGGCAUAGCCAAGUAUUGGAUCACCGAGUCAUUCGCCCACCUGAAACCAAUUGCCGGUCUCAAUGAGGCGGUGGACUUCAUUCGGAAGCAGAUUUACCUGGACGCAGUGAAGCACGCCUCCAGUGGUGAGGUGGUGGAGAGUUACGGUGUGGUCACCGGCCAUGGUUCCCCAGCAGAGCUACUGCAGCCGUCGUCAAAGAUUGGUAAGGACAGCAAGGGAUUUUUGGACCGGUUUGUUUGGCAGAUAUCGCGGCACAGAAACUGGCAAAGAGAGUUGGAUGGUCUGGCGGACGAGAUCGCGGCCUAGGUGGUUUGAAUCGUUGGAUAGUUAUG